CCGCCCGACCCCCCGCCCUAACCCCAGCGCGACGGCAGCUCCGGCGAAGACAACUGCGGGGCCGGGCGGCGGCAACGGCGGCGGAAUGUACAGCCGGCUGAGAGGGGGAGGCAGCCUCGAUCUGAAGGCCCCGGCGCCGCGGCCACGCCCCUCGCCGCCAGCGCAGCUUGCCGAUUGGCCAACCCGGCUCCGGUGCGCUCAGCCAAUCGGAAGGGGCGAUGGAGAGCGGGGACGGAAAGAGCAAACGCGGAGGGGACGGGAGCGACGCCGGGAGCGGAGCGGGGAGGGCCGAGCGCGGAGCGACCGUGUGGCUUGGGAGGCGGGGAGGAAAUGGAAGAGGAGUCGUUGUGAGGGCAGGGAAGGCAGGGGAAGGAGAAGCCCGGCAACGGGCCCGGAACAAGGCGGGGUCCCGGCUGGAAGCCGAGUUGGAGCGGCGUUCUUUCCCGCCGCGUGCGCCCGCUCUUCCGGGGAGGUUCUGGGGCGCGCGCCGGGGCGGGAACCCCAGCGCGGCGGCGGCCGGGCCGGCCUUGGCGGGGCGGUGCGCGCGGGGCCCGGCCGAGGAAGGCCCAUUGGAAGGCUCGGGUUCAUCGCGGACCGAGUGCCCGCAACAGGACCAUCAUUAACAGAGGCAGAGGUAAUACGAGCUGCAAAAGAACGUGCUUGCAAUUCCGGAAAAGAGUAUAAGGAAAUGUUUUAAAACUAAAUAUACUGGCACCUCUCUUGUGCUCUGCGACGUAGUUAGCGGCUCGGAUCAGAAGCAAGAACGUAGGCGUUGGAUGUGUUUCUGUAAGUCGAGAAGGAGGAGGAAGCCCUACAGAGUCCUUUGGAAUCUUUUCUGUUUCUUUCGGAUCAGCAGAACCAGUGCAGAAGUAAACGCUUCGAGUGAGACGUUGUUUAAAUACUUCUAAAGUCAAAAGAUGGAAAUGUUUCUUAAAAAAGAAAAGGAAACCAGUGUGUUUAAACAGUGUAAACGGCAGAGUUGUCUCUGAACAAAGGGGAACGAGGGUAGCUGGAAUACGAUCGGAGUCACUUAAAGAUGAUUUUUAAAAAAAAUUAGAAGCAGAGUAAUAUAUUUUUAAGUGUUCAGUACUUUGCAUACCUUCCACGGGACUGUAGCAAAGAAACUACCUGGAAAUAAUUUACACUAAAGAGUAACUUGAAUGUAAAUUGAGUGCAGAUCUUAAAAUAUAAAUGAUGUUUAUUAUAAAUUUCUAUUCACCCCAAGGACCAGUUUAGUUAAAUUCACUUUGUGUUUACGUGCAGGUUUAGGAUGAGAAACUUAAGUUGUGAGGCUGAUGUUACGUGUUUUCCACCAUCGUAGACUUGAUCAUAAACAGGGUUCAAGAAAAAGAUUUACUAGUGAAUGCUUACUCGGACUGGAAGUUAUCCUGUCGGUGUGCAUAUGUAGAUGAAUACUUUGUACUUCUUGAAAUAAAUGUAAUUCUUUUCAUGAUGAAGUA
Molecule: messenger RNA, 1460 nt
Organism: Chinchilla lanigera (long-tailed chinchilla)
Lineage: Eukaryota; Metazoa; Chordata; Mammalia; Rodentia; Chinchillidae
Product: serine/arginine repetitive matrix protein 3-like
Exons: 2
Coding region: 86-697 (203 amino acids)
Source: RefSeq, a predicted model, not a curated record